Cynocephalus volans (Philippine flying lemur) is the source of this 4151-nucleotide messenger RNA. RefSeq names its product protein phosphatase 2 scaffold subunit Abeta (gene PPP2R1B). Bases 12 to 1817 code for a protein of 601 amino acids. Gene Ontology annotation, cellular component: protein phosphatase type 2A complex; cytoplasm. The transcript is spliced from 15 exons. NCBI's taxonomy places the organism in Eukaryota, Metazoa, Chordata, Mammalia, Dermoptera, Cynocephalidae. Gene Ontology annotation, biological process: protein dephosphorylation. Gene Ontology annotation, molecular function: protein binding; protein phosphatase regulator activity. The record is from RefSeq and is a predicted model, not a curated record.
GGAGAAAGAACAUGGCGGGCGCGGCUGGGCCCGGGGCCCUCCCGGGAGCAGCGGGGGGUGGUGGAGACGAUUCGUUAUACCCGAUCGCGGUUUUAAUCGACGAGCUCCGCAAUGAAGACGUGCAGCUCCGGCUCAACAGUAUUAAGAAGUUAUCAACAAUUGCUCUAGCACUAGGAGUAGAAAGGACUCGAACUGAACUACUGCCAUUCCUUACAGAUACAAUUUACGAUGAAGAUGAGGUACUGUUAGCUCUUGCUGAGCAGCUGGGAAAUUUCACUGGCCUAGUGGGAGGUCCUGACUUUGCCCACUGUCUGCUGCCUCCUUUGGAAAGUCUGGCAACUGUGGAAGAGACUGUUGUUCGUGACAGGGCUGUGGAGUCCCUGAGGCAGAUUUCCCAGGAGCAUACUCCUGUUGCUCUGGAAGCUCAUUUUGUACCUCUGGUGAAACGCCUUGCAAGUGGAGAUUGGUUCACUUCUCGCACAUCUGCAUGUGGUUUGUUCAGCAUUUGCUAUCCCAGGGCUUCAAAUGCUGUCAGGGCAGAAAUUAGACAGCAAUUCCAUUCCUUGUGCUCAGAUGACACACCAAUGGUACGACGUGCUGCUGCUUCCAAAUUAGGUGAAUUUGCGAAAGUUUUGGAAUUAGACAGUGUGAAAAGUGAAAUUGUUCCAUUGUUCGCUAACCUAGCUUCAGAUGAACAGGAUUCAGUGCGCCUCCUAGCUGUGGAAGCUUGUGUCAGUAUUGCCCAGUUACUGUCUCAGGAUGAUCUUGAGACCUUGGUGAUGCCUACAUUUCGACAAGCAGCAGAAGAUAAAUCUUGGCGAGUUCGCUAUAUGGUAGCUGAUAAAUUUUCAGAGCUCCAGAAAGCUGUGGGUCCUAAAAUCACCCUAAAUGACCUCAUCCCCGCCUUUCAGAAUCUACUUAAAGACUGUGAAGCUGAAGUCCGAGCAGCUGCUGCCCACAAAGUGAAAGAACUUUGUGAGAACUUGCCCAUUGAAGGCAGAGAGACUAUAAUUAUGAAUCAAAUUCUGCCACAUAUAAAGGAAUUAGUAUCUGAUACCAAUCAACAUGUCAAAUCGGCUCUAGCUUCUGUAAUUAUGGGAUUGUCUACCAUUUUGGGCAAAGAGAAUACCAUCGAACAUCUCCUACCUCUUUUUUUAGCUCAGUUAAAGGAUGAGUGUCCUGAAGUUCGUUUGAAUAUCAUCUCCAAUUUGGAUUGUGUAAAUGAAGUGAUUGGAAUUCGUCAGCUCUCUCAGUCUCUCCUUCCUGCUGUAGUGGAGCUGGCUGAAGAUGCCAAGUGGAGGGUCCGGCUGGCCAUCAUUGAGUAUAUGCCACUGCUGGCGGGCCAGCUGGGUGUGGAAUUCUUUGAUGAAAAGCUGAAUUCUUUAUGUAUGGCCUGGCUUGUGGACCAUGUGUAUGCCAUCCGAGAAGCUGCUACCAACAACCUCAUGAAACUAGUUCAGAAAUUUGGUAUAGAGUGGGCCCAAAAUACCAUCGUUCCUAAAGUGUUAGUAAUGGCAGAUGAUCCUAAUUAUUUGCAUAGAAUGACCACUUUGUUCUGCAUUAAUGCACUGUCUGAAGCCUGUGGUCAGGAAAUAACCACUAAGCAAAUGCUGCCCAUUGUAUUAAAAAUGGCAGGAGACCAAGUAGCAAAUGUUCGUUUCAAUGUGGCCAAAUCUCUACAAAAAAUUGGACCAAUUCUAGACACUGAUGCUUUGCAGGAAGAAGUUAAGCCGGUAUUACAGAAGUUAGGUCAAGAUGAAGAUAUGGAUGUCAAAUACUUUGCACAGGAAGCUAUAAGUGUUCUUGCGUUGGCAUAAUGAGGAACAGGAGGGAAAAGACUUUACUAAAUUCUUAUCACAGAUUUCUAGUCAAUGUGUUCUUAAACUGGGUGGAGAAAAAAUGGAAAACCUUCAAGAUCUCAUCCAAGCAAAAAGCAACAACUUAGAAGAAAUCAAAUUUCAGUGACUUGAUUCUUUCUAAAGAAGAAAUGGGGUUGUUUUUUACUCACCUUCCUUGUUGGGAUAAUUAGUUAAGCCAUUCUGAUUGACCAAUUCUUGACACUUGGUACAGUCAUCUCGAUUGUCUUCUAAUGCUUUUCCGGCACUGUCUGGGCUCCUAAAUCCUCACUGUUUAGUCAGGCCCUGGCCACUUAAUAUUCCAGACAAAGUCUGGAUGGGUUUGUACCCAGACAUGGAGUAGAGUGAUUCUCUUGAUGUUUACAUGUAUCUUUGUGUCUCUUCAUCAUUACAAAGUUAAGUGUACAUGGUUUAGAAUAACUUAUUUUAUAAACUGUUUAUUUGGGAGACACAUCAGGAUUUGACUGUAGUGAAAACCACAUUUUCCUGGAUUAUGAUGGUCUUGCAUCAGUGUCUCACAUGAAAGGAGAAUGUGGAAGCUCAGGGUUAAUGUACUGGUCAUUUUGGUUUUUAUUUGCUUUAUUUUGACUGUAAUCAUGUCAUUUAGAAAUCUGAAUGUGGAUGCAUCUUGCUGCUAACAUGUGAUGUUGAAACCUAACUGAAUUUCAAUGGCUUACCAAUGUGACUACAUUCAAAAAUACUUCUCUCUCCCUUUCUCUCUCCCCUCGAGAAACUAACUUGAGUGUGUCCUAGUAACUAGUAGUUCUACUGUUUCACUGUAAGAUUGCAGUUUUGUGUUUUGAAUGGGUAUAGGAACCACUGGUAUAAUGCUUUGUGGUUUUCCUACUCUUUACCUGGUUCUGCUUCCGGCAAUAUUAGCAUCUGGCCCUUGCUACAUUGUACAGUAUCUUUCCACACUGAAGUUUCAUUGCUAAUAUUUUGGGUGACGCUGGAAUCUUAUCAUUGGAAGUGUUUGUUUUUCUCCUUUCACAGUAAAACCUCAUUAAUUCCUCCUGAAAUUUAAGAUAAUAUGAGUUAAGCUGAAAGGUUUACUGAAGCAAAUUAACAGUAUGUAAAGAAGCCUAUUUGUACAACUUAAGUAGUUUUAAAACUCUCUUUUAAAAGUACCCAUUUACCAAUUGAGAUGCCAAUUACCAGUCACUCUUUUCUAUAUUUUUUCUAUAUUUUAUUAUACUACCUUCCAUGAGGAUCUCUAGAAGGCCACACCUUUUUUCUAGAUGCAUUCAAUUUACUCUUUAUCCUUGAAAUGUAUAUCAUAUGUAUUUCAUGGAGAAUUUAAAUAUUUUUUCUUUUAAGUUUAUUUACAUUUUUCACCUAAUCAAACUGACUCAGUGAGGUUUUACUGUAGCUUAUUUUUCUCUCAGUGCAUCUUGCUGUGUAGUUUGCUUGUUUCCAUUUUCCACAUUUUUGAACUGUUGAUUUCAUUCACAACCUUUUUUAAAUCUAGUGAGCCCUGUUAUGUGUAUAUUAAAUAAUUAUGUAAACCCAAGUUUGACUAAAUACUCUCAAGUUUGGCUUACCUCAGAAAAACAGAACAGAAAUUUUAAGUCAGAAAUUAUUUGCCUGCAUUUUAAACUGCCAAAUUACCUUAUAUAGUAAGUUUCUAUUUUAUGACUUUUGGGGCCAAGGAUUAAAUAUUUUUCUAAGCAAAAAUCUUUUCUACAUUCUCACUUUAAUAUCUUAAACUGUUAUGCUAUAAACAUUGUAAUUUUAGUUUCAUGGUUCUUUAUUUUUUAUUACCUGCAGGUUAUGUUCCUCUUUAUUGAAUUUUAUAUCUGAAAGACUGUUGUCUUGAUUCUUGAAACCAAUUUGCCCUGGAACCAUUGCUUUACUCUUUGGUUGGAAAUGCCAUUGGUUUAGGGAUAGACUUCAAAAUGGCCUUGUACACCCCCUGGGGAACCCUGUGAAUUGACCUCUCUGUUCCAAGACUGUUAAAGAGAGUUACAGUGAGCUCUUACUUUCUCAAAUGUGGGUCAUGAAGCUCAGCAAAGCCACUAUCUUUUUGGGUGACCCCUUAGGGAUGUCAUUGUUUCUUUCUGACUUAAGCAAUAGGGAAUCCCUUUUGUUACUUCUCAGAGGAAUUUUUCUUUGGCAUAUAACUUGGCUAUUUACUCUACAGAUUAGUUUUUCCUGUCUUGAUUUCAUUAGAAUGUAAGCUCUAGGAGCUCUGUAGGGGCAGGCAUUUUUGUCUGUUUUGUCUUCUGCCAUAUCACCAGUGCCUGGAUGAGUGUCUGGUGUACACAGUAGAUGCUCAAUAAAAAUGUAUUCAAUGAA